AUGGGCACUCAGUCAGGCCGGGAAAGAGAAGGACGAAGGGGCAACAUGCCUCGAUACACCAGGCCCCCCAACACCUCCCUUUUCAUCAGGAACGUCAGGGAUACCACCAGACCUGAGGACUUGCAAUGUGAAUUUGGUCGAUAUGGCCCUAUAGUAGACGUACACAUUCCACUUGACUUCUACACUCGCUGCCCAAGAGGAUUUGCUUACUUACAAUUUGAAGCUGUCUGUGAUGCAGAAGAUGCUCUUUAUAACCUCAAUAAAACGUGGGUAUGUGGUCAUCAAAUUGAAAUACAGUUUGCACAAGGUGAUCGCAAAAUACCAGGCCAAAUGAAAUCAAAAGAACGCCACCCUUGUUCUCCAAGUGAACAUAGAAGAUCAAGAAGGCACAGUAGAAGGACUCGAAGUAGAAGUUCUUCAUGGGGAAGAAGCCGGAGACAAUCUGAUAGCCUUAAAGAGUCUCCUCGUAGGGGACUUUCUUAUAGCUGAUCUAAAUCUCGAUCUAACUCAUUAACAAGGCGUUCUACCUCAGGAAGGAAAUCAAGAUCUCCUAGAAGAAAUUCUAGUUCUAGACGAUGAUCAAGAUCUGAGUCCUUACAAAAAAGGACCACAUCUGUGGGAAAAUCACAGUCAAGUUCACCUCAGAGGCAGACUAUCUCAGGGGCAAAAUCAAGAUC
Molecule: messenger RNA, 677 nt
Organism: Monodelphis domestica (gray short-tailed opossum)
Lineage: Eukaryota; Metazoa; Chordata; Mammalia; Didelphimorphia; Didelphidae
Source: RefSeq, a predicted model, not a curated record